AUGUCUGCAACAAUGAUAAGUGAUCCAAUGAUGAUAUCAACUUCAGCACCAGAAACUCAAUCAACAGCAUACAUAGAAAGAAUCAGAGAAAGGUAUCAAGGAAAAUGGGUUUGUGGAUUAUGCGGCGAAGCUGUUAAAGAUGAAAUUGUAAGGUCAGAGAGACUUGUAAGCACAGAAGAAGCAAUGGUAAAACACAUGAACUUUUGCAAAAAGUUCAAUACUUCAGGUCCUCCUCCAAAUCCAGCUGUUCAUUUGAUUUCAGCUAUGAGACAGAUUCUUAGGAGGAGUUUGGUUAGGUCCACGCCAAAUAGUCCGGUUAAUAAGAGUAGUAGAGAAAUUCAUGGAUCCGGACUCGCUAGGUCGGAAAGCUGCUUCUCUACUCUAUCCGGUUCCUGA
Molecule: messenger RNA, 396 nt
Organism: Vicia faba (fava bean)
Lineage: Eukaryota; Viridiplantae; Streptophyta; Magnoliopsida; Fabales; Fabaceae
Source: the annotation of a GenBank genome assembly